GGCAACAGUACAAAGAUGCCCUGGCAAAAUUGGUUGCAGCUCGACAGAACAACUUUGGUUAUGGAUCUGAAGCACCGGGUCCUCAUAAAGUCAGUAGCGUUCCUUUACCAUCAAAAUUGGGAAAGGAUGAAGAAUUUGUUUAUUCGUACUUUCUUGAAAUAUUCAAGGAACAAGGAUACAUGUCUAUUUAUAAAUUACAAGAGCACUGGGAAGCUAGUAAAGAACUUUUACCUGUUUUAAAGCCUGCUUUAAUUACUCACACAGAUCUGGUGAAAUUUCUCUUAGACACCGAUGGUUUUGCUGUAGUGCAAGACAUGAUUGGAAUAACAUCAGAGUUACCAAAUAUUUCUGCAAUUGUAGAAGCUAAAGCCGAAGUUCCUCAGCCAAUAGUUUACGGAUGGACGCCAUCUCCAGCUACUGUUGUUGAGGCUAGCAAGACUAUGUCCUUUACAGCUGCUGUAGAUACUACUGAAAUGGCCCCCGAAGAAAUAACAUAUGUAGAGAGUAAAAUUCCCGCUUAUAAUGUUCCUGGAGAAAGUGUUUAUGAAGAGAAAGCCAUUCCCUUAGAAAAAGAGGUCGAAACUUUUAUAAACGUGAAUUCUAAUGCUUCAUGCACCUCAGAAGAAAAUUCCAGAGGAGAUGCCAGUAGUCCUUGUGGCAUUGAUGGCCUUACUGAUGAAACAUCAAUUAUUAAAUCAGACUCUGGGUCGUGUAGCAAUAGAUUAUACAUUGACUCACAAGAAACUGAAGACCCAGUUUCAAACGUUAUUGAGGAUAGCACUCAAAAAUCAGAUGAACCUAUUGUUAUUUCUACUAAUAGCAUACGAGUGUGUGGUGAAAUAAGUAAAAAAGAUGAAGCUGAAGCACAUGAGCAUUGUCAAAAUGAAACGAGUUAUCAAAAUUCCAUGGUUAUUAAUGCCCAUUCACCUGAAGAUGAAGCUUUUAAGGCGGAAAAUGAUAAUGAAAAAGUUACCUCUGCUAGGGAUUCAGACAAUUUAGAGCCACAUUCUUCGGAGAUUUUGCAUUCCAAUCAGAAUGGUAAUGCCCUUCAUGCAGAAAAUGAAACCAAGGAAACAGAUGAGAAUCAGAAUCUUCAAGAAGAGAACAUACAACCUAGGGCAACUUGGAAGCCCCGUGCUAAACUCCUCGAUUGGGCCUGUAAAACUUUUCCAAAUCAUUCACAGGCCAAGCUUUGGGAAGCACUCACUGUUGUUCGAGCUCAAAACAACUACACUCUCUCUGGUUUAUUGCUUUCUGUAAUAGAAGAUAGAGUUUCAGUAGUUCUUCUGCAGGAAAAUGAGUUUUGAACAACAUUUUUAUUACGUAAAUGACUUAAUCAUGAGGAUAUACUCAAUUCAUUUUUGACAAAAGAGAAUUGAUAGUAGUGUCCUCUUUGUGACUCUAUUACACAUGGGAAUCAUUUGUGGUGAAUGAUUGGGUACAUACCAGUAUAUUUUGAGAUACAUUUUUCUUUGUUUCCUGUGCAUUUUGUGAAGGGUAUUUUUUUGUAUAAAUCAAGACUAAAUUCCUUUUUGGAGAUUUUUAAAUUAGAUUUUGAUUGCUAUCUGACAUAAGUUGUUUUUUUUUUCUUUAACUGAUCUGCUUGAAAUGCUUGACUAUUCUGAAUAAUAAGAAUCUUUAAUCUUCAUUAAUUGUGUUUGGAAUUAAAUGACAUACAAAGUAGAGGA
Molecule: messenger RNA, 1688 nt
Organism: Frankliniella occidentalis (western flower thrips)
Lineage: Eukaryota; Metazoa; Arthropoda; Insecta; Thysanoptera; Thripidae
Exons: 8
Coding region: 180-1307 (375 amino acids)
Source: RefSeq, a predicted model, not a curated record